AUGGCGGUGGACGAGGACGCGGAGGCCGCGUGGGAGGACGAUCAUCGUCGUCGUUCCUCGUCCGGAGACCGCGGACUUCCGUCUCGACUCGCGCACCUGCGAGGCCCCUCCUCGACGACGCCCGCCGCCUCUCGCGCGCCGCCGCCGGCGCGGCCGACGGUGCAGCCGACCGUGCGAACGGCCUCCGGGAAGACGCUGAUGGGCCCGUGGGUCGGACGCUUCGCGCGCGCGGACGCGGAUCUCGCGGACGCGGGGGGCGCGUCGUCACAGCUGUGCGACUCGGACGAGGAAGAUUUCUUCAUCGCGCGCUCCUCGUCGCCGAUAGACGUGAUGGACGCGGACCCGCCCACGCCCGAGAGCUGCGCGCGUUAUACGCCGCGCGGCGCGAAGCGCCAUUCGGCGGCGGCGUUCUCCUUCGACGCCGUCGACGUCGACGCGCUGACCGACGUCGCGUUCGCGGGCCCGGACGAGACGCCGACGGAUCACGCCGCGGUGACGCGCGAGCUGAUGCUCGAAGACGCCAUCACCGGCCGCGCGGCGGGAGGCGCGGGCGCGGACGCGAGGGCCCGCAUCCUCCCGUGGUCCUCCCCGCCCGGGACCGGGGUUAAGCGCGAUCACGCCGAGCCCGCGCCCGCGUUCGAUACGCGUCGGUUCGCGCGCGGGAGCGGCGGGCGGGGACGACGAGAGGCGCGGAGCGCGCCCGCGGCGACGCGACGCGUCGGGGGCGCGCGCGUCUCGGCGCGGACCAAGGCGAGGGCGCCGCACGCGGUGGCGAGGGCGACGAAAGAGAAGCUCGCGUCCACGCGUUUGGAAGCGACGGGCGGGGAGGCGUCCAGGGGGUUGUUCGGCGGAGGGAAGAACACCGCGUUCGGGUCGAGGAAUAACGGCGCGAGGAACACGAUGGGGACGAGGUGUCUCCAGCCCCGAGGCGGCGGCGGGCUCAUGUAA
Micromonas pusilla CCMP1545 is the source of this 948-nucleotide messenger RNA. RefSeq lists its product as uncharacterized. The record is from RefSeq and is a predicted model, not a curated record. Lineage: Eukaryota; Viridiplantae; Chlorophyta; Mamiellophyceae; Mamiellales; Mamiellaceae. The transcript has a single exon. The coding region runs from base 1 to 948 and encodes 315 amino acids.